CACACUGAAGAAAAGUUCCAUGGGCUUAUUCAAGAUCUGGUAGAAUCUUUUCCAAGGACAAAAAAAUGGAUCGAUUGGUACAUGCAUCCAAAUUGAGCGAAAUGUAUUUUCCAAUCUCUUUCUAAUGUUGACAUUUCAAAGUUCUCAAAGGAUACAAAUGCCCAAGAGAGUUUGGGAGGGGACUUUAAGCGCCAUGCACCAACUAAUAAAAAGGGUAUGAAUGUCAGGGAUACGUAUGAUUACGGCUGCCGUUACUUGAAGCUAAUCGAGCGCGAUAUUAAACAAGCCUUGAAGGGAUCGACGCUAAGGUACCACCGCUAUAAGUACCCUGGGAGAAAAAAAAAAAAGCAGCCCACAGCAACGAUGGUCGCGCGCCAGAUUGUAACAAGACACUGUUCCCCGAAAUAUUUAAGCGGCAACGUCGAGCAAGUCGCCCUAAAGGAAGUCCAAUAUGAGGACUUCAACGCAAUCAAUACAUGUCCUUUAGACGCUCCUCUUAUGCUUUGGGUGCUUUUACGUAGGUUUUCCGGAAUGUGCUAUUCAACAGCUACCUUAGCGGCCUCCGAAGGAGCCGUACUGGAAGAGGUCGUAAAAUUGGUAUUAGCAAAAGAGCACGCCAAGGCAAGACGGAUGUGGUGCAAAGAGAUCUUAGGCUUGGCUACAUUCAAAGUCACUUACGACUCGACGUGUUCUGAAGAGGGAUGCCCCAAUCGAAGUUCGAAAGAGACACAAAGUUCUGCUUAUUUUUUCAUGAGGGGAAAUGCACGGCACAUUAAUCAAGGAAGUUUUGAUAUGUCGGUUAAGAAAGAACACACUCCCUGUUCUUUGCCAAUGCAGACCCAGGGAUCCCGCAAGCGAAUGCUUUCAUUUAAUGUCGACAGUGGAACGUUGGAAUCCCUGGAUGUGUGCAGUGGCAUGCGAGCAUAUUCCCGAAUGGAGCGUAAGCUACAAUGGGUCGGUGACCAAAUGAUUGUUCCUGAUGGUUUUCAACCAACUCAGGUAUGGUACCUGAGGUCCCACGACCAAUUAGCCGGUAACGAGACGGACAUCUCUAGUAGUGCCAGUGCUACUAAUGGGGGAGGUCGAGAGGCGGUUCAACUGAGAGUCAAAAUUCCAAUGAAGGCUUAGACUUAAUAUCCCAAUGAGGACUUGUCGCAUCGCUGUGGACAUUGACCACAUGGUUUCCUUUGAUGUUGUUAGAAGAGCUGCUAGCUUAG
Molecule: messenger RNA, 1217 nt
Organism: Lobosporangium transversale
Lineage: Eukaryota; Fungi; Mortierellomycota; Mortierellomycetes; Mortierellales; Mortierellaceae
Exons: 4
Coding region: 217-1128 (303 amino acids)
Source: RefSeq, a predicted model, not a curated record